AUCAAUUAAGAGGAUAUAGAAAUACAUUGUUAGUGUUAUAAAUUCAGGAUAAGGAAUCGCCCAGAGGAACGCAACGAGACAUAAAACUAGUCUGGUUCAGGAGGUGGUUCGUUCUGGCAGUCAGAAAUGUAGUGCAUAGACAUCAUUGGCAUGAAGAUGUCUUGUUUGGUGAGGCAAAUAAGUCCAUCAGCAUGCAGAGAAGUAUCGUCACUGGGGUUCUUGCACCAAUGUUGGAGGAAACUGUGUUUAGAGGAUUUCUAAUGGCAUCCUUGACUAUGUGGCCGAAAGACCAAGGUGGACUUGGCAUUCAUGACCUUCAGGUCAAGAAUGAUGCCUUACUUAGUAAAUGGUUGUUCAAACUACUUACUGAGGAUGGUGUUUGGCAAACCCUGCUGCGCAAUAAGUAUCUAGGCCAAAAAGCUAUGUCACAGGCCUAUUGGAAACCUGGUGACUCACACUUUUGGGCUGGUCUAAUGGCGGUGAAGAAACACCUUUUCUGUUUUGGAUCCUUUGCGAUAAAAGAUGGGUCGGAGAUUCGUUUCUGGGAGGAUAACUGGCUGGGCAAUGCCAGCCUCCGAGAACAAUAUCCAGCUUUGUACCGCAUUGUUCACGAUAAGAAUGAUACUCUAGCGCAGUGCCCUUUAUCGGAAAAAAUAUAUAAUUUGUUUAAUCAGGUUUUCUACCCUAGUAUCUGCACAGCUGUGGUGUUUGCCUUUACUCAUCUUACACCAGGGGAGUUUCCCCAACUUUUUGUGCUUGGUGUGGCACUGGGAAUCUCAUAUUCUCAAACUCGGAAUCUUCUUACUCCUAUCGCGCAAUCCAUGCUGCUUGGAAUAUUCUUACUAACCUUUCUUCACGUAUAUAUUUUUUCCAACCGGGCAUCCCCGUUUCCAUUAAUUUCUCAACGGAAAGAUAGCAACCUCCAGAUCAGUCUAUUUAUAUUACAACCAAAAGCAACACCCUCGCAACAGCAGAUAACCAAGAACUAGGAAACUAGGAAAGAAGGGAGCGAGCUGGGGGCACUAUCAGGAAACCCGCUGAAGCUGCUCGGAAUCGAAACAGCUACCACGGGACAAAACCUGAUACCACCUAGUCUAACAGUUCAGGAGAGAAUAACAAGUUCCAUGAUAAUAGACCAUGAACCCUAACUGAAAAAGCAGCACCGA
Molecule: messenger RNA, 1166 nt
Organism: Aegilops tauschii subsp. strangulata
Lineage: Eukaryota; Viridiplantae; Streptophyta; Magnoliopsida; Poales; Poaceae
Source: RefSeq, a predicted model, not a curated record